Molecule: messenger RNA, 1056 nt
Organism: Anopheles coustani
Lineage: Eukaryota; Metazoa; Arthropoda; Insecta; Diptera; Culicidae
Product: CLIP domain-containing serine protease B14-like
Exons: 3
Coding region: 1-1056 (351 amino acids)
Biological process (GO): proteolysis
Molecular function (GO): serine-type endopeptidase activity
Source: RefSeq, a predicted model, not a curated record
AUGUUGUCGGCUCGGAGUGUAAGCAAAAAUGACGAGUGCGUCACGCCCGGAGGUAUCACAGGGAAGUGUGUUUUGGUGCGCGAGUGCGAAUACUUGCGAGAUAUUCUAAGGAAGCAAAAUCAUGCACUUAACGACACGGAAUACGUGGAGAAACUGAGGUGUGGCUUGGCGGAUGGUCGACUUCCACGCGUGUGUUGCCCUCGGAUGACAAACGAUCCACUGUGCGGGCCAAUUUCAUUUCCCGACCGUAUUCUUGGGGGCAAUGAAACGACGAUCGACAAAUUUCCUUGGCUGGUUCUGUUGGGGUUCGAGGCGCGCAAUAAAAAGAUUCACACCAACUGUGCCGGGUCGCUGAUCGGUGGCUCGUUCGUGUUGACGGCUGCUCAUUGUUUUUCUGAGGCUCGGAAGAAACGUUACAGGCUUACGUGGGUGCGCGUGGCUGAAUGGAACUUCCGGAGUCAUCGAGGGAACAAAGACUGCAAAAAGCAACCAAAUAGUAAUAGUACCAUCUGCCGAAGGGACUAUGAAGUGGCAGGCUACAGUAUACAUCCGGCUUACAAGGUUAACUCGGCGGUGCAUAUCAACGAUAUCGCGAUCAUCAAGCUGGUGAUGGACGUGGAGUUCAACGAGUUCGUGAAGCCCAUUUGUCUGCCCCUGGACGAUGCCCAACUUCCUCAGCCUGACGGGUUGCCCAUGGACUACGUAGCAUCCGGCUGGGGCUCCACAUCCACAGGGUCCGGAAUGAGCUCCAAGCUGAUGACCAUCAAUCUGCCAUGGUUCGAUAGCGAACGCUGCAAGCGACUGUUUCCGGUGCCGAGUGGGGAAAGUAUUAGCGAGGCUCAUAUUUGCGCCGGCGGCAUUCGCGGGCAGGACACGUGCCAUGGGGACUCCGGUGGUCCGCUGAUGUUUGAGCACGCCGGUGCAACGUACCUGGUCGGCAUCAUCAGCUUCGGGAUGCCCAAGUGCGGCAAGGACGGUGUACCCGGCGUCUACACGAACGUGACGCACUAUCUGAACUGGAUACAGUAUGAAGUAUUCCGUGGCGUCUUAGUGUAA